This is a messenger RNA of Didymodactylos carnosus, 676 nucleotides long. Lineage: Eukaryota; Metazoa; Rotifera; Eurotatoria; Philodinida; Philodinidae. The record is from the annotation of a GenBank genome assembly.
AUGCUUUCAACUUUGUUACUCUUUGGCCUAUUGGGCCUAGUUUCAUCUCAAGACUCGACAUCGACAUCCUCCCGUAGUAUCGUUAUACACCAGGUAGAAGUGGGCACAAGUAGCAUCGGUCGAAUUAAAUAUGAAGAUGGUGAAGUGAUUCUCUAUCCAAAUCAGCGCAAGCCAACCGAUAUCUUUUUCACUCCAUUUCCUCGUGUUGAUCCCUCGAAUAGCGAAUGUCAGGAGAACAUCCUAAGUAGUCAUGUCGAAUUGAGUCUCUCUGUAGAACUUUAUACUCCUCAACUAGUUGCGGUCGAACGACAAGUGGAAAUUACUACAGAACAUAUUACGGAAACAACCAUGUUCAAUCGAAUUCGAUCCCAAUUUCCGCGUUCCGAUAUGGUGACGCUCACGGGUGACGAUUUCAAACAGCUGCUCAGCGAAGUUACCGACAAAAUUACCAUGAAACUGCGUGUUCAAGAGGGCUUCGACAGUCAACUGCAAGAUCCAAUUACUCUCGAUAGAGUACUCGAACGACAGCUACAAUUCAAACAGGUUAGAACAUUUGGAGUCUUUGUUCAUUUGGAGAAAGUGGAAGAUCAACAAUGGGACUCACUCUAUUGGACGCGCGAUCUAACUCGACCGGAUCGUUUGGCUAAAGUAAUCAACACGAUCGUUCGCAAGAACG